Penaeus vannamei (Pacific white shrimp) is the source of this 871-nucleotide messenger RNA. The record is from RefSeq and is a predicted model, not a curated record. NCBI's taxonomy places the organism in Eukaryota, Metazoa, Arthropoda, Malacostraca, Decapoda, Penaeidae.
GGCCUCCCUCGCCCUCAGGUCCGACGACGGCGAUGGCGGCGGCGCGCUCGGAGGCGUCGGCCAAGCUGCCGGCGCUGUCGCGGCAGCUGCGCUACACAGGCCUCUUCACCUCGCAGAUGGCGCCCACGUCGCGCGCCUACUGCAUCCUGCUGAGCUUCUUCGUGGGCGUGCUCAUGCUCACGGCCGGCUCCGUGUUCUACCACGUGAUCCUGAUCCGCCCCAUGAGCGGCGCCCACCCCAUGCACACGCCCCCGCUGCCGCUCGCCGCAGGCCUCAUCCUCGCCGGCGCCGCCACCGUCCUCGGCUCCUGCUUCGUCGCCUGGAGGUACGGGUUUGAUGACGGCGAUGACAGCCUCGAGGAUGACCUCUACUCCUUGGCCAAAGAUGACGUCCUUGAGCAGACCCACGAGCAGCAGCAGUGGCAACAACGUCAGCAGUGUCAGCAGCAUCAACAGUGUCAGCAGACUCAGCAAUGUCAGCAGACUCAGCAGUGUCUACAGCAUCAACAGUCUCAGCAUCAGCAGUGUCAGCAACAUCAUAAGAGUCAGCAUCAGCAGUGUCAGCCGCACCAUCAUAGUCAGCAUCAGCAGCAAUACUGUGAGCAGCAUCCCCGUCAGAAAGAUGACCAGCAACAGAAGCCUCAGCAGCAACAGAAGCCUCAGCAACAGUCGUCUCAGCAGCAACAGAAGCCUCAGCAACAGAAGCUCAGCAACAGUCGACUCAGAAGCCUCAGCAACAGAAAAGCUAUCAACAUUUCCAACACUACCGCCACCACGAAUGUUGUCAAUCCACUGCCAAGAUUCCGUCUGUGUGAGAGCAGUUUUUUUUAAUACAGAUUUUUGAGCUUUGAAUCAUCAUUAUUUCAGAGACA